UUCCCGUGUUUUUUUUUUUUUUUGUCACAAAUGGAUCAACCAUCACUACAAAGCAUCCAUGUAAAGCUCCUAGGUUUCGAUCUCCUGUCUCUAACUCCCUCCAUAACCAACUCAUCCACUUUCUACCUCAAAGGUAACCCAAUCUCACGCGCCGAAAUCCUAGGUGUAAUCACUUCCCGGGACCAGAAACCUAACAAAUUCCUCAAAUUCACGAUAGAUGAUGGCACCGCCUCGGUCACUUGCAUCCUCUGGCUCAACCAACUCAGUUCCCCUUAUUUCUCCAAGCGCCAACCGGCAACAGUUCUAGUUAUUUCCCACCUGGCGAAAAGCUUCGCCGCCGAUGUCCAGAUUGGGAAACUGGCUAGAGUUCGCGGCAGGAUCACCAGGUAUACAGGUGAGUUGCAGGUUACCGUUUCUGAUGUUGUGAUUGAAAGGGACCCCAAUGCCGAGACCUUGCAUUGGCUGGAUUGCCUCAGCUUGGCUCGCCGCUGCUACGGCCGUUAGUUCAGCCAAUGCAAUGGAUUAGACACGAACUAUGUUCAUAACAAGUUUUGGGUCCAGUCGACCAUAGAAUGUCAGAACAUGGUAGGCCACAAGUUGUAAAACCAGCCCAUCCGAGGUUCAAUCAGGAGACUCACCCCUUUCUGAUGAUGACUCCUCACUGUUCUUCUGGUACAGAGCCUUCACAUGCACAGUGGUAGCAUCUAAAACCUACACAGUUCCACCAAAACAUAUCGAGAUCUAAAGCUGAUGGAUAUCCUAAGACAAUCAAUUAUUUAGAUAAGUAAACAAGUCAAACAGAUGCAGCUCAGGGCAAAGUAAAAUUUCAAAUCUACUGUUUUGGUUGCUUCUCUCCUUAUUUCUUCCCUGGGUUCAACUUUGAACCUCAAAACUUGAUGCACUGAAGUCAUCCUUACGAAAAUUCAGAAACCUAACAACGAUCAAUGCAUCAAUUCUUGCACAACAAGGAUUUAAUAUGGGCUUUGUUUUUAUCUAAAACAUGGGCCACAUUAAAAAACCCAACAACCAAUUGGGCCUAACUUUUCAAUGGUAUAAA
Durio zibethinus is the source of this 1057-nucleotide messenger RNA. RefSeq names its product Nucleic acid-binding, OB-fold-like protein (gene STN1). Gene Ontology annotation, molecular function: nucleic acid binding. The record is from RefSeq and is a predicted model, not a curated record. Lineage: Eukaryota; Viridiplantae; Streptophyta; Magnoliopsida; Malvales; Malvaceae.